CUGUUCCCCGACAUCCCGGCGCCGCUUCUUCCAACGGCGGCCCGGGAGGCGUCCCGCCGGCCGAAGCGCCGGCGCCAACCUUCACCCGCCGCCACUCCAAAAUCCCUGCCGCCGUCCACGGGGGCCGGCGCCGGAACGUCGGGGAACGGCGGGAGAACGGCACUGCGGCGGCGGGCGGUGGUGGGCGCGGCCCUGAUCGGGGUAUGGGCGGCGCUGAUCCUCGGCCAACUGGUCCAGAUCCAGGUUCUCGAUCACGAAACCAUGGUGCGGCGCGCCGCCAGUCAACAUCAUCACGAACUCACCAUUCCGCCGUUCCGCGGGAGGAUCUACGACCGCAACGGGAGGCCCCUGGCGCUCACCGUCGCGGUGGACUCGGUGUAUGUGGUCCCGCCCGACUAUUCAGCGGCGGCGAUCCCGGAAGCGGCGGGUCGUCUCGCAGCGUGCCUCGAGGUGCCGAGCGCCCUCGUCGAGCGACGACUGCGGCGCGCCUCCCGGUUCUCCUGGCUCAAGCGCAAGGCCACGGCGGUUCAGGUCGCGUGCGCCCGGGAAACCGGUUUACCGGUGGGAACCAUCGAGGAAUACGGCCGCUUCUAUCCCGGCGCCGAGCUCGCCGCCCACGUUCUGGGCUUCGUGGGGGCGGACAACGAUGGCCUGGGCGGCAUCGAGUUCGCCCUUGACGGGGUGCUGCUGGGCGAGCCCGGACGCCGCACCGUCUGGACCGACGGCCGGCGGACGGGCCGGGGAAGCCGCGUGGUGCGGGAGUCGCGCCCGGGGGCCGACAUCGAACUGACGAUCGAUUCCUACCUGCAGGCUGUUGCCGAGGAAGAACUCGAGCGAGCCGUUGCCGAGUUUUCGGCAACUUCGGGCGCCGUCAUUCUGGUUGAGCCCCAGACCGGCGAGGUGCUGGCGAUGGCCAGCGCUCCGUCCUUCGACCCGAACCAGGCAGAGGAGUAUCCCCCGGAGACGCUCGGCAAUCGGUCGAUCACCGAUCCGUACGAGCCCGGAUCGACCUUCAAGAUCUUCACCGCUGCCGCCGCUCUCGAGGAGGGAGUGACGGAUGAGGAAGAGCAGUUCGACACCUUUGGGGGCAGCUACCCCAUCGGCGGGCGGGUCGUCCGCGAUUGGCAACCGCUCGGGCCUUUGACCUUUGCCGGCGUGAUCCAGCGCUCCUCCAACAUCGGCACCCUUCAGGUUGCUUCGCGCCUCGGCUCCGAAACCCUCCACGCAUAUCUGGACGCCUUCGGAUUCGGAGAACCGACGGGGCUGCCGCUCGGCGCGGAGAGUCGCGGAAUCGUGCCGGCCAGGGGUGUGUGGCGACCGAUCCGGCUGGCGACCGUGUCCUUCGGCCAGGGGAUCGCGGUGACUCCCGUCCAGCUUGUCCAGGGCGUCAACACGAUCGCAACGGGCGGCGUCCUCCUGCCCCUCCGUCUGAUCCGCGAGAUCGGAGGGGAGGCGCAACCGCUCGUAACCGGCCACCGGGUCGUGAGCCCGAUGACGGCGGCCCGGGUGGGCCAGCUCCUGGUCGGGGUCGUCCAGAAUGGAACCGGCGGCGCCGCGGGGGUGGACGGCUUUUCCAUCGCCGGCAAGACGGGCACCGCUCAGAAGGCGGAGCGGGGAGGCUACUCGGCGACCGACUACACCGCCUCGUUCGCCGGCUUUGCGCCCGCUCGCGACCCCCUGUUCACCGGGGUGGUGAUCCUCGACGUCCAAAAGCCCAACCACAGCGGAGCGAACGCGGCGCAGGUGUUCGGAAGGAUCGCGGACCGCGUGCUCUGGCGGUAUCGGAAGACCGGAUGGGGGACCGAGCGUCUGGUCAGUUCCGGCCGGGGGUUUCGCCAGCUCGGGAGAGAUCGGACCGGCCGGGUGGCCCCCGCUUCCUGGCGCGACGAAACGCCGGCCGAUCGGAGCCUCGCGGCGCGUGACCUUCGCGCCCUUGUUGCCCGGCGGCUGCGCCGCGCCGGCGCCGCGGGACCGGGAACACCGGGAAGCACCCUGAGUGCGGGGACCGCCGCGCCGGCUGCGGGGCGUCUGCCGGCCGUGGCGGACGGCGUCCCAUCCCCGGCGCCGCCGGCCGGGUCCCUGAUCCCGGCCUCGCUGCCGGAUUUCCUCCCGGAGAGGGCGACCGAAUCCCCGGGCGGCCCGGAGGAUCCGGCGACCGGCGCGGAUCCGGCGGCGGUAGUCGAGUCCCCGCCGGAACCGUCCGUGGAAAACCGCCGGAGCCAUCCGCAAUGA
Messenger RNA from Geodia barretti, 2232 nucleotides. The record is from the annotation of a GenBank genome assembly. NCBI's taxonomy places the organism in Eukaryota, Metazoa, Porifera, Demospongiae, Tetractinellida, Geodiidae.